AUACUGAUUAAAAAAUGACUGUGCCUUUAGUCCUACUCUGUUUCCUGUUAGUGAUCUAAAGUACGAGGUGGCUACCAGCAGAGAGGUAUUCAUACUGCGUUGUUAAGAGAGAGGAAACAAGAUGGCGACGAGGCUGCAGCUUUAACAACGAGCUCCUGCAAAAAGGUUCUCUACUUCUAAAUCCACAUAGCCUUUAAAACUUUAAGAACUACUUGCAAUAUAAGACGGUACAACUCCCUUCUGGAGUAUUCUUGGAUAACAGCUAAAGCUGCAACUAACUCCUUGUGUUAUGAGGAAAAGGAAGAAGCGACAAAGAAUACCCUCUGCAAGGCAACCUUCAGCAAAGCCGCUGAAGCAACAGAAGGACAGAAUGGCAAAAAGGGUAGCCAUCAUAGGAGCUGGGGUCAGUGGCCUUACUGCCAUUAAAUGCUGUUUGGAUGAGGGUCUUCAGCCAACGUGUUUUGAGAGAAGUGAAGAUAUAGGGGGACUGUGGAGAUUCCAGGAACAUGUCACUGAAGGCCACAGCAGCAUUUACAAAUCGUUGACUACAAAUAGUUCAAAGGAGAUGAUGAGUUUCAGUGAUUUCCCUAUUCCUGAGGAAUACCCAAACUACAUGCAUCAUAGUAAAAUGAUGGAGUACUUUAGGAUGUACGCAAAGCAGUUUGACUUGCUUAGGUACAUACAUUUCAAGGCUCGAGUUUGCCAUUUAAGGAAACACACGGAUUUCCCCAUCACUGGACAGUGGGAAAUUGUAACAGAAGUGAAUGGGAAGCAGGAAUCAGCUGUCUUUGAUGCUGUUCUGAUUUGCACAGGCCUCCACGUGCACCCUUAUUUUCCUCUGGAUUCAUUUUUAGGUUUUGAGAAAUUUAAGGGGAAAAUUAUUCACAGUUGGACAUAUAAGAAUCCUGAAAAGUUCGAAGACCAGCGAAUCCUCAUCAUAGGCUUGGGAAAUUCUGGAGUAGAGAUUGCCAUCGACCUCAGCCAUAUCACAAAGCAGAUCUUUCUGAGCACUAGAACAGGUGCUUGGGUGAUCAGUCGGGUCUCUGAUGGCGGAUACCCUUUAGAUAUAGCACAUUUUACACGUUUCAAAAAUCUCCUUUACCAUAUACUUCCUGUGGCUCUGGUAAACCGAUGGGGAGAGAAGAAGCUGAAUAUGAGGUUUAACCAUGAGAACUAUGGUGUAAAGCCCCAGCACAGGUUCCUUAGUAAGACCCCAGUUAUGGGUGAUGAUCUACCAAAUGCUAUAAUUGCUGGCAGGGUGCUAAUAAAACCACAUGUGAAGAAGUUCACUGAAAGAGGUGUGAUCUUUGAAGAUGGCAGCACAGAGGAAAACAUCGAUGUGGUAAUUUUUGCUACAGGAUACAACUUCUCCUUUCCUUUCACUCAGGACACUGUACUCAGGACACAAACAAAUAAAAUCUCACUAUAUAAAUAUGUCUUCCCUCCACACUUGGAAAAGCACACACUGGCUGUGAUUGGCCUCAUCCAACCUGUAGGAGCCAUUAUACCUGUAUCUGAGCUCCAAGUUCGCUGGGCCACAAGAAUUUUCAAGGGCCUGAACAAGUUACCUUCAGAUAAUGAAAUGAUGGCUGAUAUUGUUAAGAAGAUCCAGUAUAAUGAAAAACGGUAUGCAGCAAGCCACAAUAAUUCCUUAGUAGUGCAGUAUAUUGAUUACAUGGAUGAACUGGCCUCCUUAUUAGGAGUCAAGCCCAACCUGCUGAGUCUUCUUCUGACAGAUCCAAAGCUGGCCUGGGAAGUAUACUUUGGGCCCUGUACACCUACCCAGUUCCGUCUGACCGGCCCUGGGAAGUGGGAGGGAGCCAGAAACACCAUCUUAACCCAGGAAGAAAGGAUUGUCAAGGCUACAAAGACACGGCCCCUGCAGUCUUGUACAGACACCAAAGUAACUGCGACUUCUUCUUUCUUCAUUAAAGCACUCACCUGUUUGGGACUCCUCACUGUCAUCUUAAGUUAUCUGUAAUUUGAUCUUGUCACAGCCUGAAAACUGCUUCUUCUCCUGCAAAUGAACUCAAUUUGAGAGGCCUUUUCCCUGUGCAAAAUGAGAAUUGUAAGGAGCACAUCUAUGAUCUGAAAGGUUCUCCUUGUUUUCUAGUUUUUGUGUCCAACAUAUAUUAGUUAUGGCAAGCCAUUUGUCAUUAUCCCCGAAAAAUGUUAUUUGGCUUGCAAGCUGAGUAUAAUCUGGAGUGUGUCUGCAUAUAGGGCAGAUUUUAGAUAUUUCAACCUGAAAUUCCAAACUAGCAAUAUUUAUGCUGAAAUCUUUUGUAGACUGCAUUACUUCUAAUAUGUCAAUAAUGGCUUGUUAAAAAAUUGGAACAUAAUUAAAUAUAAAGAAUUUCCCCAUUUGUUUCAUCCUCCCUACACCUCUGCUUCAUUAAUAUCUCUGCAGCUUGUACUAUUUUUAAUAACUACGGUCUUAUAUAUGAAAUGCCUACUUUUAUAUCAUUGUUCUUUGUCUGGGGUCCUAUCUAGUUCUCUAAACUCCAAUUCAGUAAACUUAGAAUGUAAUGGACAAAAUCUGAAUUUUAGGCAAUAAUGCACUUAACCCCCAAGCAAUUACUGUAAAAAAAAAAAAAAAUCCUCUGUUUGGUGACUCAGCCUGGAUAAUGUUUAUACAUUUUAUGUACAUCCUUCUUUUUUUUUUUUUUACAUUCUGUGUACAUGAU
This is a messenger RNA of Python bivittatus (Burmese python), 2684 nucleotides long. The record is from RefSeq and is a predicted model, not a curated record. NCBI's taxonomy places the organism in Eukaryota, Metazoa, Chordata, Lepidosauria, Squamata, Pythonidae.